Oncorhynchus keta (chum salmon) is the source of this 2191-nucleotide messenger RNA. RefSeq names its product cell division control protein 42 homolog. Gene Ontology annotation, biological process: modification of synaptic structure; small GTPase-mediated signal transduction. Gene Ontology annotation, cellular component: dendritic spine. The transcript is spliced from 6 exons. Bases 320 to 889 code for a protein of 189 amino acids. The record is from RefSeq and is a predicted model, not a curated record. Gene Ontology annotation, molecular function: GTPase activity; GTP binding. Lineage: Eukaryota; Metazoa; Chordata; Actinopteri; Salmoniformes; Salmonidae.
CCGUCAUUGUAAAUAAUAAUUUGUUCUUAACUGACUUGCCUAGUUAAAUGAAAAAUAUUGCUGAGGACACUUUUCUGCGAGUUGGGUGUAACUGAAUUUUUGCUUGUAACAAUCUUGGGCUCAAAUGACAGGCAGAGACAAAAUAGAAAGGAAACUGUUGUCGGUCUUUAUUGCACCAGCCUUCGCCUACAGUUGAUAGGCUAUUAGAUAUUUAAAUGUGUAAUUCUCCCUCCGAUCUGAGACCGGCAGCAAUACAGCGUCUAGUCUGCCGGAAACGCACAAGAAGAAGAAAGAGACAUACAGUAAACAUAACACAAAUAUGCAGACGAUUAAAUGUGUUGUGGUUGGAGAUGGAGCGGUGGGAAAAACCUGCCUUUUGAUUUCAUACACAACCAACAAAUUCCCCUCUGAAUAUGUACCAACAGUGUUUGAUAACUAUGCAGUAACUGUCAUGAUUGGAGGUGAACCUUACACCCUAGGAUUAUUUGAUACUGCGGGUCAGGAGGAUUAUGACAGGUUACGACCUUUGAGCUAUCCCCAGACUGAUGUUUUCCUAGUUUGUUUCUCUAGUGUUUCACCCUCUUCAUUUGAGAAUGUUAAAGAAAAGUGGGUACCUGAAAUCACUCACCACUGUCCGAAGACACCAUUCCUGCUGGUUGGAACUCAGAUUGACCUGAGAGAUGACCCUUCCACAGUAGAGAAGCUGGCCAAGAACAAACAGAAGCCCAUCAGCCCUGAGACAGCUGAGAAGCUCGCCCGUGACCUGAAAGCAGUCAAAUACGUUGAGUGCUCUGCCCUAACACAGCGAGGUCUGAAGAAUGUAUUUGAUGAAGCUAUCCUAGCAGCUCUAGAACCCCCUGAAACCCAGAGAAAGUGCUGUCUGUUUUGACAGCGGUCUUUUAAAAUAUUUGCUUUGCAUCUGAUCGUCUGCUGCGUCUUUUAAUGUAAAGGAAUGUCUAUUUGUCAAGUAAAUAACCAAGAUGCUCUUUUUAAAUGCGUGCCCAUUAACAUUCAUUUCAUAGUCGAUUUUGUUUACGCCUAGUCAUAAUAACCCAUACUACCUUGGCCUUCAUGGUAAGGAUGCUAACCUGUAUUUUCUAUGGGAGAGAACAUGUCCAGUUUGGCACUUAAUUGGCAAGUUUACGUAAGAGAGCAGCUGAGUUUGUUUUCCUUUUAAAAGAUGUGGUUACACACUGCAAGGUAAAAAAUGUAUUUGGUACAUUCAUGUUUUGUGUUUGCAGAAAGGACUAAAGAAUGUGUUUGAUGAGGCAAUACUGGCUGCCCUGGAGCCUCCGGAACCCAAGAAGAGGCGCAAAUGUGUGCUGCUCUGAGCAUUUCCUCUUCUAUUGGUUAGAGCAUUUCAUCAACACUACUCGGAGAAAAGCAAACCAUUAUUGCACAACGUUACUUCACUCCUAUUGGUAACUGACACAAAUAUUUUUACAAUGUUUGCAAAGUAGUGUGUGAACUUAACUGAACUAGAUUGCUCUCUACUAGAACCUUUGCAAUAUAACCCUCUUAUGUAGUAGUACACAUCAUUCCUAGAGCCAUCUCAGUAUUUUUCAGUUAAACAGAUUGGUGGCUGCAUAGUCUUAUCAGAAGUGUGGAAGGGUCACAGACACACACAGCUGAUGAUUGGGACCAGUGACAACGAGACAACAAUUUUACCUUCAAUACUGUCGGCAAUAUUCCCCAAGUUUUUUUCUUUUUUAAUGAUUCCCUUUUUUCAGGUGUAUAUAAUGUUUUCAUGAACACCUGAGGUGAACAUAAAUCCCCUUUCAAUUGGGAAAGUGAUAAUAGAUUCUGUAACAGUCGGUAGUAACAAUGAUAUGUUUGUGCCAACCCAGUUACAACAUAUGCUAUGUUUGUCAGGGUAGUAUAGUAUUUUUUUUUUUUUUUUUUGUGUCUUUUAAAGCAAAUGCCUUGUCUGAUGUCACAUACUCUAUUGCAUUCUAGGCACUUAAGUCUUUACUGCUCUGAAUGAAACGGCUCAUUGUUGCAGUGUAAAACCACCAUGAGACUUUUGCUUUAGAAUUUCACUCAGUUGACAAAUUGUUCCUCCUUUGACAGGAACAGAAUCUUACAGGAUGUUUAUUUGUUUUAUACAAAAAUGUACAUCUCCCGUUGUCACAAUUUGAGUAUAAGUGAAUUUCUUGAAAUGUAUCAACCAAAUAAAGUUUAGAAUUCUCAA